Messenger RNA from Canis lupus familiaris (dog), 989 nucleotides. It is a transcript of the gene OTUB1, whose product is annotated as OTU deubiquitinase, ubiquitin aldehyde binding 1. The record is from RefSeq and is marked provisional. Gene Ontology annotation, cellular component: nucleus. Gene Ontology annotation, biological process: protein K48-linked deubiquitination; negative regulation of double-strand break repair. Lineage: Eukaryota; Metazoa; Chordata; Mammalia; Carnivora; Canidae. Gene Ontology annotation, molecular function: cysteine-type deubiquitinase activity; ubiquitin binding.
GCUGUUUAAAGAUGGCGGCGGAGGAGCCUCAGCAGCAGAAGCAGGAGCCGCUCGGCAGCGACUCCGAAGGUGUUAACUGUCUUGCUUAUGAUGAAGCCAUCAUGGCUCAGCAGGACCGAAUUCAGCAAGAGAUUGCUGUGCAGAACCCUCUGGUCUCAGAGCGGCUGGAGCUUUCGGUCCUGUACAAGGAGUAUGCUGAGGAUGACAACAUCUAUCAACAGAAGAUCAAGGACCUCCACAAAAAGUACUCCUACAUCCGCAAGACCAGGCCUGAUGGAAACUGUUUCUACCGAGCUUUCGGAUUCUCCCACUUGGAGGCGCUGCUGGAUGACAGCAAGGAAUUGCAGCGGUUUAAGGCUGUGUCUGCCAAGAGCAAAGAGGACCUGGUGUCCCAGGGCUUCACUGAAUUCACAAUCGAGGAUUUCCACAACACGUUCAUGGACCUGAUCGAGCAGGUGGAGAAGCAGACCUCUGUAGCUGACCUGCUGGCCUCCUUCAACGACCAGAGUACCUCGGACUACCUGGUGGUGUACCUGCGGCUGCUCACCUCCGGCUACCUGCAGCGCGAGAGCAAGUUCUUCGAGCACUUCAUCGAGGGCGGGCGGACAGUCAAGGAGUUCUGCCAGCAGGAGGUGGAGCCCAUGUGCAAGGAGAGCGACCACAUUCACAUCAUCGCACUGGCCCAGGCUCUGAGCGUCUCCAUCCAGGUGGAGUACAUGGACCGCGGCGAGGGCGGCACCACCAACCCGCACAUCUUCCCCGAGGGCUCUGAGCCCAAGGUGUACCUUCUCUACCGGCCUGGACACUACGAUAUCCUCUACAAAUAGGGCUGGCCCCGGCCUCCUGCUGCCCUGUCUGCCCUCCCCUCUGCCGGGCGCUAGACAUGUACAGAAGUUUUUUGUGGUUGUAAAUGGUCAUAUUUCACUCCCUCCUCCACUUUCCCUGUCACGCAACCUUCCACAUUUUAUUAAAGGGGAUGCUGGUGGUGA